AUGAACGUUUUUACAAGUUUGGACAAGCACCCAGGGUGGAGUGAAACUAUUUACAACCUGGCAGAGCCGAAAAUAACAGAUACCAUUUCGGAUUCAAGGACUAGAUACACGAAGUACAAUGGGUACAAUAAAGAAUUCUAUCAAAAUAGGAAGUCAGCCAUACCUCGCACUAUGGGAUAUUCUAAUCUCUCUUUGAAUUCCCCGAAUGAUUAUCUGAGAAAACGUAGCAGCGAAUCGAGAAAAGAUGCCAACAAAUCCGUAAACUGCCUAUGCAGAAUGAGAAACUGCAAAGAAAGAUCCGCUCCAAAAGCUAAAGAAAGUCUGGAGGCUUUGCCAGAAGUGUGCCAAAGAGAUUUUCGAACGGAGAAUUUUUUAGAUGUCUUAAAACGCCCUCCGACGACACCUGCGAGAAGAUCUGUUGACAACAGGAAAGGAGAUUCUUUUGAUUUGGAGACUUCAGGUUUGGUCCCAAAAUACACUUUCAAAGAAGAAGUUGCUGAUUGCUUUUCGUCUUCCUGUUUAAAAGAACAUGGAUUUAGUACAGUCAUGAGCUUCAGCACAAAAAAUAAGAAUCAUCAAGAAAUUAGUGCUCUUGGACGCUUACGACUGAAACAUAGAUCCAAAGAUAGAUAA
This is a messenger RNA of Parasteatoda tepidariorum (common house spider), 633 nucleotides long. The record is from RefSeq and is a predicted model, not a curated record. NCBI's taxonomy places the organism in Eukaryota, Metazoa, Arthropoda, Arachnida, Araneae, Theridiidae.